Peronospora matthiolae is the source of this 288-nucleotide messenger RNA. The record is from the annotation of a GenBank genome assembly. Lineage: Eukaryota; Oomycota; Peronosporomycetes; Peronosporales; Peronosporaceae.
AUGCGAUGCGCGAGCAAGGCCGCCGAGAGCGCGUCCGCACGUCUCUGUGCGGACGCCGAAGCAGAAACCACAGCAACUGAUGUCUCAUCGGUUGCUGAAGCGACUCAGCCUGUGUCACUUGGUGAUACAGGCGCUGGUCAUGAAGACACUCGUGUCUUCACAGAGUACGAGCUCGGUGUCUCGUACUCUCCUGAUACGGAUGACGGAUCCGUAUCGACGGCGAUCGAAUCCAAGCCGCCUGCCAGGCGUGGCAUGGACGAUGCUAUGCGUCGCAGCAUCUUUGGUUAA